UUAAUCCACGCAAGCCACGUCGAGGAUUCGCGUCCCCCGAUUCAUCGCCUCACGCACACGUCGCGUCGUCGAACAGAGGCGAGGCCAAGCGCCCCGACACGGACCGACACCCUCGCGAGCCCCCAGAGCUUGGCGUGCACGUCCUGCACGCACGGCGGCAUUGAUUAGCCGAGCCGCGGGUCAGCCCCUCCGAGGUCGCCAGCGAAAAAAAAAAGGCCUGCUUCCCCCGCCUCCAUCGUCGACCUAUUUAUAGGGUUGACCGACUUGCCGCAAGCGAUCAAGGCAGCCGAGUCGGGCAGCACCGCCGUCCCAGAACGCGAUCUGCAGCCGCAGCGAGCAAGUUCUGCCACGUCGUCUCCAGAAGGUGACGCCAUGCCUCAGGUGCGAUCGCACCCCAAGGAGGGCUCAAUGGUCAGUGCAUCGCAGCGUCCCAUGCACUACCCGGAGUCGUCUGCUACCACCGACCUGUCGGACCUGGUAGAAAUGACCCUUCCACAGCUGACCAAGCCCGCCCCGGACUUCUGCGGUACCGCUGUGAUCGACGGCGAGUUCAAGGAAAUCAAGCUGUCGGACUACAAGGACAAGUACCUGGUCCUCUUCUUCUACCCGCUUGACUUCACCUUCGUCUGCCCCACGGAGAUCAUCGCCUUCAGCGACCGAGCGGAUGAGUUCCGCAAGAUCGGCUGCGAAGUAGUUGCCUGCUCCACCGACAGCCACUUCUGCCAUCUUGCAUGGAUCAACACGCCCCGCAAGCAAGGUGGUCUUGGCGAGAUGAAGAUCCCACUUCUGGCUGACAAGACCAGCAAAAUCGCCAGAGCCUACGGUGUUCUGAAGGAAGAUGAUGGUGUUCCCUUCCGCGGCCUUUUCAUCAUCGACAACAAGGGCCUUCUGCGCCAGAUCACGAUGAAUGACCUCCCUGUCGGCCGCUCUGUGGACGAAACUCUCCGGCUUGUCCAAGCCUUCCAGUACACCGACAAGUAUGGAGAAGUUUGCCCCGCCAACUGGAAGCCUGGAGGUGACACCAUGAAGCCCGACCCCAAGGGCAGCAAGGCCUACUUUGCAAAAACUGACCACUGAGUACCCUCUUCCACAGCUUCAAGCCAAAGCCCACUGUUGUUCCACUCCAUGUCCAUGCGUGACACUGUGCUUCAUGUAAAGUAUUAAAAUAACAUUUUUCAUA
Dermacentor albipictus is the source of this 1180-nucleotide messenger RNA. Its product is annotated as peroxiredoxin 2-like. NCBI's taxonomy places the organism in Eukaryota, Metazoa, Arthropoda, Arachnida, Ixodida, Ixodidae. The record is from RefSeq and is a predicted model, not a curated record. Gene Ontology annotation, cellular component: cytosol. Gene Ontology annotation, biological process: response to oxidative stress; cellular response to stress; hydrogen peroxide catabolic process. Gene Ontology annotation, molecular function: thioredoxin peroxidase activity.